UCUCUCUCUCUCGCUCAACCAAAUUUUCAACUCUGAAGUUGGGGAUUUUGGAAUUCGAGUUAGGGGUUUGAAUUAUUGUGUUCUGCAAUAUAUGGAUCUUCAACUGCUGAACAAGGGCUUGAAUUUCUCUCGGAGAAGGAAGAAGUGGCUUAUCGCUUUUGCUUUGUUAGGUGUUUCCAGUUAUGGUUGUUAUAAGGUUUAUCACUUGCCCUCUGUGGCGAGGAAGAGGAAGAGAAUUUUCAAGCUCUUGGGAGCUUUCAUUUCAAUUGCCGAAAUGGUUUCCGAUUCCGCGGAUACAAUUGGUGUUGUCUCCAAGGACCUCAAGCAUUUUUUGCAGUCUGAUUCUGACCAAAUUCCCACUAGUUUGAAGCAAUUGUCCAAAAUUGCAUUGUCAGAGCAGCUUUCACAGUCACUGAUUAGGGUUUCUGAGGCUAUGACAGUUGGGAUUUUGAGAGGGUAUUAUUGUUCGGAGACCAGAAAUGAGAUUGAACAAGGUUCGAAUUCGAGUUUUUCCGAUCGGGUUAUGGAUAAAAUCAUGUCUACAGCUGGGACUGGAUUUGUGUCUGUUGUUGUUGGUAGCUUUGCCCGAAACUUGGUUUUGGCUUUCUAUUCGAAUGGCCAAUCCGAUGAAUGUUCGAAUGGGGACGGACUAGUCUGUGCAUCCCAUGGUUUUGGGUCGGACUCAUUGGCUUUGCCUGAAUGGUUAAAUGUUGUGUCGAGCGAUAAGUGUAAACUACUUAUAGCUGAUUGCAUCCAGAAUUUUGUCAGCACAGCAGUUGCUGUUUAUCUUGACAAAACAAUGGAUGUUAACGUAUAUGAUCAAAUGUUCUCUGGGAUUACAAAUCCCAAGCACCAAACCAAAGUGAGUGAUUUUCUGGUUUCUAUUUGCAAUGGUGCGGUGGAAACACUUGUGAAAACAUCUCACCAAGUACUGACAAAGUCAAAAUCCAAUCCAGACUCGAGUUCAAGUUAUUCUGCUUCCAUUGAUGAUCAAAGCACAGGUCCGAGCGGAAUAAGGGAGGAGUUUCCUGAGCAAGUAUCGCCUUCCUCAGAACUGAAACUGAAAAGCAUGUCUAAUGAGAUUCAAAAUAAUGGGUGGGUGAGUACUGUUUCAUCCACAUUGACAGUCCCAAGCAAUAGGAGGUUUUUGCUUGAUGUGACCGGGAGGGUGACGUAUGAAACAAUUAGAUCUCUCGUGGAAUUUUUCUCGUGGAAGGUAUCGGAUGGUAUGAAAAGAAGUCUUAAUGUAGUUCAUGACGAGGUUGUGGACAGAGGGCUAGAAGUUAUCAGAUAUGUUUGUGUUAAGUCUUCUGUUAUUGUUACCAUAUGUCUUGUGUUGUAUUUGCAUAUCAUGGGUGGUACUAGGGCUCUGUUGCCUGCUUAAAUUGAUUAUUUGUUUCCUGCAGAAACUAUUCAUAUAUGAGGAAAUCUUAUUGACAUCACUUUUUUUUUUCUUUUUUUCGCCCGGGGGGGGGUUUUUUUUUUUUUUUUUUAUUUUUUUAUAUCAUUGUCUCUGUUAUUUAGCAUGGAAUAUUGUGAAUUUACUGGCAGAAGUUUUAGGUUCUGUGACCAUAGUUUUCAGUUGGUAGUGUUCAUGGGCAUUCAAUAUUGAAUACUUUAUAAGAAGGAAAGGCUAAAUUUUGUUUGCUUUUUGUGAAUUCUGCAAGUGCAUCUCUUUAGUGCUGUGGGAAGAGAACUUAAACAUUUGCGCAACGUUUAACGAGUCAUUUGAACCAGGAAAUCGUCUGUAAAUAUGUGAACGUGGUAUGCUCCGAUUUAUUGGCUUUCAUCAAGAAGAGGUCUUAAAGUGGAAAUUGUUCAGUGUGAAAGAGAAUCAAGAAGCAACAACUAGCCUCCUGGUGCUAUCUUGGUGACUUGUCCAAAAUUUCUCCUAAGCCAACAGUGACUUAUCUUUUUUUUCCCUUUUUUUUAUGGGGUGUGUGGGGGAGGAUCGAGUUCUGUGUCUUAAAUUGCAAUAAGGGUUACAAGCAGGGUGAUUUUGUCAGCUGCCUCUACUUAGAUUAAGCUCGUGAAUGUUACCUUUCCUGUUGUUUUUGCAAUGGUGUAAAACUGCAACUGUAUAAAACCAGAAUAGAAUUUGAGAUGUAGGUUUCAUUUCUUUAUUAUGAUAUGCAUGGGGAUCACCUUGUAGCCUAAAUAAAAUACUUUUCUGGAA
Molecule: messenger RNA, 2176 nt
Organism: Camellia sinensis
Lineage: Eukaryota; Viridiplantae; Streptophyta; Magnoliopsida; Ericales; Theaceae
Product: protein PHLOEM PROTEIN 2-LIKE A10
Source: RefSeq, a predicted model, not a curated record